CUUGUGAAUCAGACAUGACUCUGCUUGACUGUGGCGGAGCCAGAAUCUCUGGGUGCUGGUCGCUGAGGGGGAGCGGCGAGGACUCGUUGGACCGGCUCCUGCCGCAUGCCGGGGCCCCCCGCAGGAGAAGCACCACCUCCCUGAGUAAAACAGAACCUCCCCUGCUCCGCACCGGCACACGCACCAUCUACACUGCUGGACGCCCUCCCUGGUAUGACGAGCAUGGGGCUCAGUCAAAGGAGGCCUUCGUCAUAGGGUUGUGUGGGGGCACAGCUUCAGGGAAGACCACCGUGGCCACUAAUAUCAUUGAGGCCUUGGACGUGCCGUGGGUUGUGCUGUUGUCCAUGGACUCAUUCUACAAGGGUUUGUCCCCCGAGGAGCAGGUCCUGGCAGCAAACAACGACUACAACUUUGACCAUCCAGGAGCAUUCGACUUCCAGCUGCUGGUCGCCACGCUGAGAAAACUGAAGCAGGGGAAGAGUGUGAAGAUCCCCGUGUAUGAUUUCACCACGCACAGGAGGCAGAAAGACUGGAAAAACGUGUAUGGAGCCAGUGUUAUCGUUCUGGAAGGAAUUAUGGCUUUUGCAGACAAAGAGCUGCUUCAGCUCCUGGAUAUGAAGAUCUUUGUGGACACAGACUCAGACAUCCGACUGGUGCGCCGCCUCCGCAGGGACAUCACGGAGCGCGGGCGGGACAUCGAAGGCGUCAUCAAGCAGUACAACAAGUUUGUGAAGCCGGCCUUUGAGCAGUACAUCGAACCAACCAUGAGACUGGCUGAUAUCGUGGUGCCAAGAGGUGGGGGGAACAUGGUGGCCAUUGAUCUGAUCGUUCAGCAUGUCCACAGCCAGCUGGAGGAGCGUGAGCUCAGUGUCAGGGCGCUCCUGGCCUCCGUCCAGCAGACGCAGCCGCUGCCGCAGACUCUCAGCGUGCUGGAGAGCGUGCCGCAGGUCCGAGGUCUGCACACCAUCAUCAGGAACAGAGAAACCAGCCGAGACGAGUUCAUCUUCUACUCAAAGAGACUGAUGCGUCUUCUCAUCGAGCACGCUCUGACGUUUCUACCCUCUCAGCCAUGUGUGGUUCAGACUCCACAGGGCCAUGAGUACGGGGGCCGCAGCUACAACGGAAAAGGGAUCACUGGCGUGUCCAUUCUGAGGGCCGGGGAGACCAUGGAGCCCGCCCUGAGGGCUGUGUGCAAAGAUGUCCGCAUUGGCAAGAUCCUGAUCCAGACCAACCUGGACUCAGGAGAACCUGAGUUGCAUUACCUGCGUCUGCCCAGAGACAUCAGUGAAGAUCAUGUCAUCCUGAUGGACAGCACCGUCUCCACCGGCGCCGCUGCCAUGAUGGCCAUACGUGUCCUGCUGGAUCACGAGGUGCAGGAAGACAACAUUAUGUUGGUGUCUCUGCUGAUGGCUGAACUCGGGGUGCACUCUGUGGCCUACGCCUUCCCAAAGGUCCAAAUCAUUACGACCGCUGUGGACAAGAGCCUGGACGACUUCUUCCAUGCAGUUCCUGGUAUUGGGGACUUUGGCGACCGGUACUUCGGUACAGACGGGUCUGACAGCUGGAGUGACGGCGAGGACCAGGAGCAGCCAUUGUCCUGAGUUCAAAAACAGAAACUAAACCAAACUGGUUGUUGCACAUCCUCCUCUUCAGG
Molecule: messenger RNA, 1654 nt
Organism: Nematolebias whitei (Rio pearlfish)
Lineage: Eukaryota; Metazoa; Chordata; Actinopteri; Cyprinodontiformes; Rivulidae
Gene: uckl1a
Product: uridine-cytidine kinase 1-like 1a
Exons: 15
Coding region: 15-1601 (528 amino acids)
Cellular component (GO): cytoplasm
Molecular function (GO): ATP binding; kinase activity
Source: RefSeq, a predicted model, not a curated record